UAUUAUCAUUGUAAGUGUGAUUUUUACUAAAAAGCUUACAAAACGAUUCUUUUUAUAAAUUGUUUUCUAAAAAUUAUCAAUUGAAAAAAAUCCAUUGUUGUUUAUGAAUUGUUAAUAUACUUGAUAUUAUGUGAGGCUUGUUGUCAAAAAUUCGAACUAGAUUUCAUAUGUCGCAAUAUUAUUGAUCUAAAAAACUAGUAUAUUGAUAAGGAAUAUCAAAUUUAAUUUAAACUGAUAUUCAAUACCCCAACAGUGCCCCAAAUGUUCACCUAUAGUAAAAAUGUUUAAUUAGAAAGUUUUCAAGAAUCUAAAAUUUAAGAUCAACAUUUGUCAAGAAAUGAUAAACAAUUCAAUUUGAAUAUGAAUAUGAAUAUAGUAUAGUUAUGCAGGUAUUGCAAUAGAAUAACCUAUUAUGGUUUAUUUCAGCAUAUCAAUUAAAGAAACAGAAAAAAAUUAUGACAAAAAGAAAAAUACCUGAAGAAAAAUCUUAUGAUACAACCAAAAAUUCUAAACUAAAUACAAGGAGCGGUUAUAAUGUGAUGCAUGAACACAAUUAUUUUUAUGAUUAUGAAAAAAAAAAAUGCCGAUGGCCGGAUGAAAUUGAAAAAUCAAAUCAUACUGAAAUGAAAAUAAUUAAUGAUUAUAAUAAUUAUGAUUCUAUACCAGAUUGGUAUAUGGCCAGAAGUUCAAGUGAUGAAGAGGAUGAUACUGAAGAUAUGCCUCUUUCUUAUAUAUUAAAAAAAGAACUUAAAAAAGACUUACUACUACAUGAGUAUGAGAAUAAGAAAUGCACAAAUGAUUUGUUACCAUUUAAUGAAGACCAAAUGUAUAAGGAAUUAAAUAAUACAAAUAAUCAUGAUUUGUUAAAUAUUUCUAAUGGUUCAAGUAAUAUAUUAGGUGAAAAUCAUUUAAUCAAUGAUGGAAAACAAAGUAAAAUAAUGCAAAUAGUUCCAUUAGCUAAUGAUGCAACCGUUAUACAAAAUCAAAAUAUUUUAAAUGACACAGAAGUUCAAACAUGUAAUCAGCCACGUAUGAAAUUUAUGGUUAAAAAAACUUUUAAGCAUAAUGAUCUAUUAUCAAAUACUCCAAUGAAUAUAAGAAGAAUAAAUUUAAAUGAUGAUAAUUUGCAAAAUUAUUUAUUGAGCUCAUCAUCAUUACAUUUAAGCAAUUCACUGUUAGUGAGAAAAGCAUGUCCUUCCUAUAAUAAUACUGAAUUCACAACAACAGAUACAUCUACAAAAAAUGUGUGUCCACCAUUACAUUGGAUUCAUUUAAUAUAUUUAGCUAUAAAAAAUUCUGCUACAGAGAAUGUAACAUGUUAUGAUAUACAACGUUCAGUCAGAUGUUGGUUCCCCUAUUAUUGUGUUAGAUCAUAUGUCAAAUUUAUUCAUAUAAUAUUAAGUCAUAUAAAUCAUAACUGUCAAAAAUAUUUCCAUUGUAAUUCAUUUACAUCUACGAUUCACAAAGAUGAUUCAUGGACAAUUAAUAGUAUCUAUAUAAAUACUUUGGAAGAAAGUUUGAUGAAAAUUGUUGAAAAUAAUGAGAAUGAAAUAAAAUCAGCAAUGGCCCAUCCUGAUCAGUUAUCAACAAUAUUAAAUGGAUAUGGUGUACUUUAUUUGGGAUGUAGCCAAGAUUCUAUUAAAAACUAGAUAUUUGGAUAUGAAAGUAAUUAAAAUUACAACUGAAUAAACAAAGAUUUCAUAUGAUUACAAUCCAGAAGCUACAACUAAAUGUUCAAUAAAACAGUAUUUAAAUUAAUAUUAAUUAAAAAAGUUUUUUAAAUAUAUUAAAUGUAUAAUAUAGUACAAAAUGUACGACUA
Myzus persicae (green peach aphid) is the source of this 1820-nucleotide messenger RNA. RefSeq lists its product as uncharacterized. Bases 456 to 1649 code for a protein of 397 amino acids. NCBI's taxonomy places the organism in Eukaryota, Metazoa, Arthropoda, Insecta, Hemiptera, Aphididae. The record is from RefSeq and is a predicted model, not a curated record. The transcript is spliced from 9 exons.